Anneissia japonica is the source of this 612-nucleotide messenger RNA. RefSeq names its product RING finger protein nhl-1-like. The transcript has a single exon. Gene Ontology annotation, molecular function: protein binding. Lineage: Eukaryota; Metazoa; Echinodermata; Crinoidea; Comatulida; Comatulidae. Bases 1 to 612 code for a protein of 203 amino acids. The record is from RefSeq and is a predicted model, not a curated record.
AUGCAUCUAAUGGGUGAUGGUCACAUGGUGUACAGUGAUUUCUUAGGAAGAUGUGUUGUAAUGUGUGAUGAUAAAUUUAAAGAAAUCAUCUCAUUUGGUAAAGGAAUAUUGAAAUAUCCAGGGGGAUUGACAGUAAACAAAAAAACUGGAGUCCUGUAUGUAGCAGAUAGGGAGGCUAACUGUGUGUUUAAAUUCAGUGUUGAUGAUGGUAGACUACUAGGUAAGAUAGGUUCAGAGGGUAGUGAAGUAGGUCAACCACAUGAUGUUACUUUAACCAAGGAAGGUCAUAUGAUCAUUGCUGACUUCGCCCAUGAUAGAAUACAAAUGUUUGAUGCAAAUGAUAAGUUUAUUCGAAUCCUUGUAGGCUGUGGUAAGGAAGAUGGUAAAGUAAGGGGUCCUUGUGGUGUAACCAUGGAUAUGGAUGAAAAUAUAAUAGUGUCAAGUAAUCAUAAACUACAAUUAUUUGAUAAAAAUGGUGUCUUCAUUAAACGAAUAGAUCAUGAAAAUGAUGGAUUAAGUAUCCCAUAUGGGAUCACUGUGAUCUCUAAUAGACCAAGAAGAGUAGCAGUAGCAAACCACAAAGCAAACAAUGUUAAAAGUUUUAACUAUUAA